Psilocybe cubensis is the source of this 1116-nucleotide messenger RNA. RefSeq lists its product as uncharacterized. Bases 1 to 1116 code for a protein of 371 amino acids. Lineage: Eukaryota; Fungi; Basidiomycota; Agaricomycetes; Agaricales; Agrocybaceae. The transcript has 3 exons. The record is from RefSeq and is a predicted model, not a curated record.
AUGUCUGCGUCUAGCACACAAGUUGCUCAACCCAAAUCAUGUCCUCCAAUCAAUUUUACGGUACACGAAUACGUGGACUCGGUGUGCCCCCGCCAGUCCCAACAAUCGGUCUUGAAGCAAGGUUACGAUAGUAUACUCGCGCUUUAUGAUAAAUCUAUAUGGAAAUCUGUUAACCUCCAUGCCCAGCAAUACGAAGUGAAGACAAGCAAUAGCUACGUGUUCAACAUGGCACCGCCAAUGUCGUCAGUUCAGAAUCGAUCGCUGAAAGAAUUGAAGGAAUGGGGAUCUGAGGUUACAGAUGAAGAGAUCUUCACUCUCGAAGCACUGGACGAAUUCCGAAGUUCAGAUUUUGGACAAGCCGGAAACUCACCGACGUCAACUUCCACCUUAGAAAAGAAGAUCAAUCAAAGGGCCACCGACACGUUUUCGGCAGAACUGGAUGGUAAAGAUAAACAAUUCAAGUCCGGGUCACUAUUUCGUGUCAUUCCACAGCCUCACCUGUAUCCAACGCCUUCGGACUCGAAGAUACGAACAGUAAAUACUGCAUACACGAAAUGCAAACCAAUCUAUCUCCCACCAUACGUACCGGAAACAUACCCAAAGGAAUCCCGUGUUGCAUGGGUAAUCCCUUUGCGUGGAUCACUUCGUUGGGAGAACUGCACUUCUGGGGAAGUCUUGGAUAAUGUAGCAGUGCCAUCUCCUGCUCAACUCGGAAGCAAGAAUCAGAUCUCGUGGACUACAGAUGCCAUCGUCAAAUUUUGGGAUUAUCUCCUCAUGUUGCGCCAAAAGGGCUCUUUGGGUCGUCUGGGUGUCUCUUUCCAGCCUUCGAAGAAACAUAAGCAUACGUCACAGAUUUCUAAAACCUCCAACCCAGUCCUUAACUCGUCAAAAAUAACAGCAACUUCAAUCAGUCGCCAACCAUGCCGCGGGCAAUGUGUAGUUGAUUACAUCAAAGUUUUCCAGGAUGCGUUAGAUGCCCCUUAUGUUCGGCGUGCCAUUGACGUCUUUCGUUAUCAGUACACUCAGGAAAAUGGAACAAUGCAACAUAUUCGGUUGUUAAAAGGCUCCAGACUUGCUCUUGUGGACGAACUUUCUCAAGGAAUACUGGUUCUUUGA